Messenger RNA from Vanessa tameamea, 1210 nucleotides. RefSeq names its product WD repeat-containing protein 82 (gene Wdr82). Bases 1 to 945 code for a protein of 314 amino acids. The transcript has a single exon. The record is from RefSeq and is a predicted model, not a curated record. Gene Ontology annotation, cellular component: Set1C/COMPASS complex. Gene Ontology annotation, molecular function: protein binding; chromatin binding. Lineage: Eukaryota; Metazoa; Arthropoda; Insecta; Lepidoptera; Nymphalidae.
AUGAAACUAGUCGACCAAGUUGUGAGAAGUUUUAAGGUGGCAAAGGUGUUUCGAGAAAAUACAGACAAAAUAAACAGUAUAGAUUUCUCACCGACUGGUGAAACUCUAAUAUCCUGUAGUGAAGAUGACCAAAUCGUUAUUUAUGACUGUGAAAAAGGAACACAAAUGAUAACUGUUAACAGCAAAAAGUAUGGUGUUGAUCUUAUACAUUUUACACACGCUAAGAAUACGGCUAUCCACAGUUCGACGAAAGUGGAUGAUACAAUAAGAUAUUUGUCACUCCAUGAUAACAAAUAUAUCAGAUACUUUCCAGGGCACACCAAGAAAGUAGUUACUCUAUGCUUAUCCCCAGUGGAGGACACAUUUUUAUCUGGGUCCUUAGACAAAACUUUACGUUUAUGGGAUUUGCGUUCUCCAAAUUGUCAAGGCUUGAUGCACUUGUCAGGAAGACCUGUUGCUGCAUAUGAUCCAGAAGGCCUUAUAUUUGCAGCAGGGGUGAACUCAGAAAGUAUCAAACUAUAUGACUUAAGAUCAUUUGACAAAGGUCCAUUUGUAACAUUUAAAUUAAAUCAAGAGAAAGAAUGUGAUUGGACUGGGCUAAAGUUUUCUAGGGAUGGUAAAACAAUGCUUAUAAGUACAAAUGGUUCAAUAAUCAGAUUAGUUGAUGCUUACCAUGGUACUCCAUUACAAACAUUUACUGGUCAUCUUAACAACAAAGGUAUUCCUAUUGAGGCAUCAUUCAGUCCAGACUCACAAUAUAUAUUCAGUGGCUCAACAGAUGGAAGAGUACAUGUUUGGAAUGCAGAUACCGGUUAUAAAGUCUGUGUGUUAAAUGGAGAUCAUCCAGCUCCUAUUCAGUGUGUUCAGUUCAAUCCAAAAUAUAUGUUACUAGCAUCAGCAUGUACAAAUAUGGCUUUUUGGCUCCCAACAAUAGACGAUGUUUAAUGUAUAACUAAAUAAAGACAAUGCUAAUCUAGGUAAAGAUCAAACUUUUGUAUUAAUUGAAUGUAAAGUUAACAAGACUAUUACAUAGAUAAUAAACUUCAAAAAUGCCAUUUUCUGAAUGGCCUUCAUAAAUUGAAUAAACAGUACCUUUGAAAAAACUAGUUUAUAUUAAUUUAUGUCUUCUCCAGUUUAUUUUUUUGAAUACAUAUGAAAUGAACUAAUAGACAUAAAUAACAUUAAGAAUUUGAUAUUUAAACAAAGUGAA